AUGAAAAAGAACAAAACUUUCGACUAUACUCAACUUAUGGCCCAUACCAUCAAAAUAUAUAAGUUUUUAGGAUUUUGGAGACCUGAUCCAGACAUGAAACACAAGAAUUUAUAUCACUGCUACACCGCCUUCUGGUUGAGUUUGUCACUCAUUUUUAUAUCGUCACAAGUAAUUUAUAUGUACAACAGCAGGAAGAGCUUGAAAGAAGUUUUAGCUGCUCUAUACAUAACAUUAACAUUUGCCUCGAUUUUAGCAAGACAGUUAACUACCUACAAGAGCAUGAAUGAAUUCAAAGAAAUAAUAAAGGAGUUGAACAGGCCUCUGUUUCAAGUUAAGUGCCAGAAGCACUAUGAAAUCGCCGACAAGACAACUCGGAACCAGAGAUUAUUGUAUAACAUUUGCCUAUUCCUAGGCUUAAGUACUGAUAUCUUUGCAGCUAUUUUUCCGCUGUUGGCAAACGAAAAAGUAAUCCUAGCAAAAGCUUGGUUCCCAUACGACUGGACCAAACCUUUCAACUAUUUUAUGACUUAUAUUUUCCAGAACGCCGUAUUAAUUUGGCAUACCUUAGUGUGUUAUUCUGGUGAUAUGUCUACAUUUACCUUAUUAUUACACAUUGGCAUACAAUGCGAUAUACUCUGCUACACUCUGAACCAUUUGGAUGAUUUUUACUUUAAGGAUGGGAUGCUGCAUGAAAUCACUCCGAGAGAUAAAUUAGAGUUCAGAAAGGACAUGGAGAAAUUCUCUCAAGCUAUGGCUAAGAAUUUAGUUGUAUGCGUACGACAUCAUACAGAGAUUAUAAAGUAA
This is a messenger RNA of Anoplophora glabripennis (Asian longhorned beetle), 804 nucleotides long. RefSeq lists its product as uncharacterized. The coding region runs from base 1 to 804 and encodes 267 amino acids. Lineage: Eukaryota; Metazoa; Arthropoda; Insecta; Coleoptera; Cerambycidae. Gene Ontology annotation, biological process: sensory perception of smell; detection of chemical stimulus involved in sensory perception of smell. Gene Ontology annotation, cellular component: plasma membrane. Gene Ontology annotation, molecular function: olfactory receptor activity; odorant binding. The record is from RefSeq and is a predicted model, not a curated record. The transcript has a single exon.